AGGCUGUCCUUCCGGGCGGCACGUGGAGCCGGUGCUCCGAGAAACCGUAGUCUGCAGGUUGGAGCGGAGUCGGCCUACGACCUGGAACUGGGGGGAUCGAACCGAAUGAUUUUCAGGUGCGGAGAUGGAAGGGUGAAGGAAGCAGAGUUGGAGGAGGACUACGUGUAUUUUGGUCAACAUUACCAACAUGGAAUACAUGACAGAACCUGCUGCAAACACCCAGGGACGUAUCCUGUGUUGCCAGUGUGGUAUUCCCAUCUCUCCAAAUCCUGCAAAUAUGUGUGUUGCCUGCUUGCGAGCACAAGUUGACAUCACGGAAGGAAUCCCAAAACAAGUAAAUGUUCAUUUCUGCAAGCAAUGUGAAAGAUAUCUUCAGCCACCAGGAACUUGGAUGCAGUGUGCAUUGGAAUCAAGAGAACUUCUAACUUUGUGCCUUAAGAAACUAAAGUCCCCCUUGACCAAAGUACGUCUAAUUGAUGCUGGCUUUAUUUGGACCGAGCCUCAUUCCAAAAGAUUAAAGGUGAAACUUACAGUUCAAAAGGAGGUAAUAAGUGGAACAAUCUUGCAGCAGGUUUUUGUGGUUGAUUUUGUCAUCCUGUCACAGAUGUGUGAUGAUUGUCACCGUGUUGAAGCUAAAGACUAUUGGAAAGCAGUUGUGCAAGUCCGACAAAAGACGCCACACAAGAAAACAUUUUAUUACUUGGAACAAUUAAUCCUUAAACAUAAGUUACAUCAAAACACACUUCGUGUGAAGGAAAUCCGUGAUGGUCUGGAUUUCUACUAUGGUUCCAAGCAACAUGCACAGAAGAUGGUGGACUUUCUUCAGUGUACAGUUCCCUGCAAGUACAAGACAUCUCAACGUUUAAUCUCCCAUGAUGUCCACUCUAACAGUUACAAUUACAAAAAUACAUUUUCUGUGGAAAUUGUUCCUGUUUGUAAGGACAAUUUGGUAUGCUUGCCGUUACGAUUAGCACACAGCCUUGGAAACAUAAGCCAGAUUUGUGUGUGUGUUCGGGUGACUAGUACAAUACACCUCAUUGAUCCUAACAGCUUGCAGAUUGCUGAAAUUGAUGGCUCUACUUAUUGGCGCUACCCCUUUUACAGCCUCUGUCAGCCUGGACAGCUGGAGGAGUUUAUUGUAAUGGAUAUUGACAUAGUUGGAGACUGCAAUCGUGUUCCUGGUACAGGCACAAUAUCUACCAGACACACGUUGGCUGAGGUCUGGGUACAGAAAACAUCUGAGAUGGACACUAACCGACAGUACCAUUGCCGUACUCAUUUGGGACAUUUGCUUAAUUACGGGGACUUGGUGUUGGGAUUUGAUUUGGUUAAUUCAAACCUCAAUGAUGAGUGUGUGAACAAAAUGAAUCCUCAACGUGUUCCUGAUGUGGUAUUGAUUAAAAAGAGCUAUGAUCGAGGUAGGAGGCAACAUCGCAGGAACUGGAAGCUUAAAGAAUUGGACAAAGACCACGAAGACACGGGAACAGAUGAUGAAAAGCAAUACUUGGAAUUCCUUGAAGACCUUGAAGAUGAUCAUCUCAUUAGGAAGAAUGUCAAUAUUUAUCGUGAUUCGUCAAAAAUUCCAGUUGAAAGUGAUACUGAUGAUGAUGGAGCUCCUCGGAUCAGUUUAGCAGAGAUGUUGGAUGACCUUCAUAUUUCUGAUGCCACAGGGGGUGAGGGAGCAGAUAUGAUUGACUAACUGAAGAAAACCUUCCUGAUGUUAAGCAGUUUCAUUUGCUUAUAAUAAUGGUAACAUAAAACAUUUUUUUUGUUUCAUCUGGUGCUUUUACUUGCGUUCACUAUGCAUGAAGAUUUAACCUUUAAUCCACACUCUGAAACAUCAGAGCGUGGAUGUCAAGAACUGCUUGAAGUCUGGCCAGCUGUUAAUAUGCUCUCCUUCUGAAAAUAACAUUUAAUCGUGCAAUUAAUAGAAGUUGAGUAAAUAAAUCAAUUUCUAGGUAAUAACUUACUCCCUGUUAGCCUAAGUCAAGUGAGAUACAAUAUAUACUUGCAAUUUAUGUCAUGCAGAUCGAUCUGGACAUUUAAUUUACAGGAGUGUUAUGCACACUUACAUAUACAACCUUAUUUUUGCUGAACUUUUGAGACUUUCACUUAAAGCACAUUUGCAAAAGCUUUUGUUCAUUACCAAGGAUUAAAUUAAGAUUUGCUUCUGUGUGCAAAGAUUUUAAGAUAAAGUUUCUAGAAUCCGAUUGCUACAAUAUGACAUACUAAAAAUUCUAUACAUAAUCUGUAUGGCAGAUUUGUUGAAUCAUACAUGGUUUGAAUAUGGCGAAUUCCUAUUGAGAUUAAACCUUCAUAAAAUUAAAAAAAAUUAAAGAAAUAUGUCCCUAUGUCUUAUUUCCGUGUGUUUGCCUUCCCAAUAAAGAGCUUGCGUUUACACAGCGGCUUUCACUAUUUCCGUACACAUCAAAGCCAAUUAAAUAUGUUGACAUGUCGCAGUAAUAUGGGAACUGCAACCAUCAAUUUGUAUACAACAACAUCCCACAAACAGCCAUGAAAUAAACAGCCUAGUCUGUCUUUUUUUGAUAUUUUAAGUAUAAACAUUGAACAAGUCAGAAUGAUCUUUCUUUGUCCUCGCCAAUUACAGGUGUGGGAUCAUUUUGCAUUCUGGUGAGAACAUAAACAAGAUCUUCUUUUAACACCUCAUUCCAAAGACAGUAUCUCUGACAGUGCACCUUUUAUCCCAGUACUACAAUGAUAGUAACUUCUGCACUUUGACCUCUAAUGUAGAAUUCGAGCUACAACCCAGUAACUCUCCUGUAACUGAGCAAAGGCUGGUACCUCUAAAGGUGUGGCUGAUAUUUUUUCCCUCGAGUAGGACAAUCACUGUCUUAGUUAGGAUACUGCAAUAUUGCAGGAUUAUGUAGAUUAUUUAUCGUAGUUCUCAAAUGAAAUUCCCAUUUAAUUGACUUCUUGCUAUUGACCUAACCAUUGGUUGAUAGGCUUUGGAGUAGAUUUAUAGCUUGGGUUGUGGGUAUUGGGGUUGGUUGGCUUGCUAAGCUGGUUUGUUGUUCCACAGACGUUUUGUUAGCAAGCUGGGUAACAUCAUCAGUGCAGCCUCUGAUGAUGCAUUGGUGUGUUUUCCCACCUGGUUUUUAACUUGAGUCAGUUGAGCUAGAUUGCCUCACUUCCGGUUUUCCUUCGUGUGGAGUGUAUAUGGGGUUGAGUUCUGUGCGUUUGUUAAUGGCUUUCCUCAUGGAGUGCCAGACUUAUAGGAAUUCUCCUGCCUGUCUCUGGCUAAUAGUUAAGGGAGCAAUGAACAGGGCAAACAGGGUCUCUGCGCGUAGCUUUUGCUUCUCUCCUUAGUAUCAUCAUUACUGUAAUUCUGUAAAAUCUUAAUGUUCUUUCUGUAAUGGACUGCUCAGAACAUACCACUAUUGGAUGUGGCCCAACUGGUAUGAUAGAUAAACUUAAUAAACACGAUCAUGCAGCUAGCACUUUCUGACUUUAUGCACUUGAGCAGGGAAUUUCAGUCUGUUCUGUAUUUGAGCUCUUGU
Messenger RNA from Stegostoma tigrinum, 3518 nucleotides. RefSeq names its product NMD3 ribosome export adaptor (gene nmd3). The record is from RefSeq and is a predicted model, not a curated record. Gene Ontology annotation, cellular component: nucleus; cytoplasm. Bases 188 to 1699 code for a protein of 503 amino acids. Gene Ontology annotation, molecular function: ribosomal large subunit binding. Gene Ontology annotation, biological process: ribosomal large subunit export from nucleus. The transcript is spliced from 16 exons. NCBI's taxonomy places the organism in Eukaryota, Metazoa, Chordata, Chondrichthyes, Orectolobiformes, Stegostomatidae.